AUGGACCACAACAACAGUGGCUCCAACAACAACCACUGUGGCACCCACCACAACAACAUUUGCUCCAAUCAUGACAACAACAGCUGUUCCAACCACAACAACUGUUGCAGCAACCACAACUCCUGCUCCAUUUACAACAACAGUGGCACCAAUGACAACCACUGUGGCUUCAACCACAACAACACCUGCUCCAACCACAACAACUGUUGCAGCAACCACAACAACUGUUGCUACAACAACGACAACAGCUGCUCCUACCACAACCACUGUGGCACCAACCACAACAAGAGUGGUGCCAACCACAACAUCUGUUGCACCAACAUCGACUACAGCUGCUCAAACCAUAACAACAGUGGCAUCAACGACAAAAACUGUGGCACCAACCACAACAACAGUGGCACCAACCACAACAACAGCUGUUCCAACCACAACUACUGUGGCAAUGACAACGAGAACAGCUGCUCCAACUACAACUACAGUGGCAACAACCACAACAACUUGGCACCAACCAAAACAACAGUGGCACCAACCACAACAACAGCUGCUCCAACAACGACAGUAGCUGCUCCUACCACAACCGCUGUGGCACCAACCACAACAAGAGUGGUGCCAACCACAACAUCUGCUGCUCCAACCACAACAACAGUGGCUCCAACCACACCAUCUGCUCCACCAACAACGACUACAGCUUCUACAACCACAAUAACAGUGGCGUCAAUGACAACCACUGUGGCACCCACCACAACAACAGUUGCUCCAACCACAACAUCUGCUGCUCCAACCACAACAACAGUGGCGCCAAAGACAACUACUGUGUCACCCAUGACAACAACAGUUGCAACAACUACAACAUCUGCUGCUCCAACCACAGCAACAGUGGCACCAACCACAACAAAAGCUGAUCCAGCCACAACAUCUGCUGCACCAACAAUAACUAUAGCUGCUACAAACACAACAACAGUUGCUCCAGCCACAACAACAGCAGCUGUUCCAACCACAACAGUGGCACCAACCACAACGACUGUGGCACGGACCACAACAACAGUGGCUCCAACCACAACCACUGUGGCACCCACCACAACAACAUUUGCUCCAAUCACGACAACAAGAGCUGUUCCAACCACAACAACUGUUGCAGCAACCACAACAACUGCUGCUACAACAACGACAACAGCUGCUCCUACCACAACCACUGUGGCAUCAACCACAACAAGAGUGGUGCCAACCACAACAUCUGUUGCACCAACAACGACUACAGCUGCUCAAACCAUAACAACAGUGGCGUCAACGACAAAAACUGUGGCACCAACCACAACAACAGUUGCACCAACCACAACAACAGUGGCUCAAACCACAACAACUGUGGUACCCAUCACAACAACAGUGUCACCAACCACAACAACAGCUGCUCCACAAUGACAACAACUGUUGCAGCAACCAC
Messenger RNA from Oreochromis niloticus (Nile tilapia), 1441 nucleotides. RefSeq names its product mucin-2-like. The transcript is spliced from 2 exons. The coding region runs from base 1 to 1419 and encodes 472 amino acids. NCBI's taxonomy places the organism in Eukaryota, Metazoa, Chordata, Actinopteri, Cichliformes, Cichlidae. The record is from RefSeq and is a predicted model, not a curated record.